Cotesia glomerata is the source of this 2673-nucleotide messenger RNA. Its product is annotated as trichohyalin-like. The transcript is spliced from 3 exons. NCBI's taxonomy places the organism in Eukaryota, Metazoa, Arthropoda, Insecta, Hymenoptera, Braconidae. The record is from RefSeq and is a predicted model, not a curated record. Gene Ontology annotation, molecular function: nucleic acid binding; zinc ion binding; aspartic-type endopeptidase activity. Gene Ontology annotation, biological process: proteolysis. The coding region runs from base 1 to 2673 and encodes 890 amino acids.
AUGCUGAUUACGCUCUCUAGGAAGAGCUCCGAUAAAGGCCAAGCCCUACAGAAAACCAUCGAGGGCAUCCUACAAGAAGAGGCCAAAGUGAUCUGCAAAGGUCCACAGGAAGACGUCGAAAUCCGGGACCUUGAUGAUACUACAACCAGGGAGGACAUUCAAGCCGCCUUGCAUAUGGCAACCGGAGAAUCUUGCGAGGUAUCGCUAGAGGCAAUUAAGAUCCGUAAGGCCUACAGAGGUACUCAGACUGCCUCCAGCCAAGGAGUACCGCCGUGUGCUAGUGAAUAUAAUUCACUAGUACUGAAUCUCCAGUCCAGCCAAGGAGUACUGUCAGGUAUUCCGAAUACCUCCAGUCAACACACCGUCAGUUUUGCUUUAACUGGCAAAGCAAAACUUCCAGUUGCUAUAAAGGACUUUCAGAACAGGAUUGGACCUGUUGCUAGAACCCUCAGAUUUAACAAACCAAAUUACGACAUGGGAGACAACACGCCUAAACCCAGGAUAUCUUGGAUAUAUAACCUGACAAAAGCCAGACUAACAGAGGAGUUAGUGGCAAGAAACGUACCCGUAGAUGCGGGAUCAUCCCGAGAAGACUUGAGGAGACUUCUCAGGAUGACACUACUUAAUGAUGGCGCUGUGGAAAGCAGGGAACACAGUCGUCACGAGUCAAGUGAUUCCAGCCGAGCUAACAGUCCAGUUAGGAUCGUGAAUCAGACUCUGAAUCAGAAUACACCAGUGCAAAGCACAUCCAACGAUCAGACAUUCAUAGUCCCAGGAAGCCGAAGAACGAAACAGUCAGCUGAGCGGGUAAAAGAAAGAGCUGCAGCAAUAGCCAAAGCAGUUGAAGACGCAAGGAUACAAAGACUCGUGGAGGAAGAAGUUCAACGUUGCCUGAAUGAGCAAAGAUUACAACGCGAAGCCGAGCAAACACGUCUCAACGAGGAGAGACGGCGCGAAGCUGAGCAAAUGCGUCGUGAUGAGGAGAGACAACGUGAAGCUGAGCAAACACGUCUCAAUGAGGAGAGACGGCGCGAAGCUGAACGAGUUCGUCUCAAUGAGGAAAGACAACGCAAAGCCGAGCGAGAACGCGAAGCUGAGCGAGUACGUCUCAAUGAAGAAAGACAACAAGAAGCUGACCAGGAGAGACAACGCGAAGCCGAGCGAGAACGCGAAACUGAACAAGCACGCCUCGAUGAAGAAACCGAGCAAAGACGUCCUAACGAGGAAAUACAAAAUGAAGCUGAUCAAAUGCGUCUCAACGAGGAGAGACAGCGUGAAAGAGAACAGCGUCGUCUUCGUGACGAAAGACGUCACUUAGAAGAAGAAGUUCGACGAUGUCGACAAGCAGAGCAAGACUUGUUAAAUGAACAACGGAGAAUACGGGAGUUACGGGCAGAGUUGGAUAGAUUACAACAAAAUCAGAGUAAUAAUUCAACAACUGUCCGAACUUCACAAGAGGUCAACAUCAAGGAUCAAGUUAGGAAAUGGAAUGUCCAAUUUGAUGGCGAAAAAGACUUGCUAACAUUCUUGGAAAGAGUUGAAGAACUCUCAGAUAGUUACCAAGUUACCAAGGAUCAAUUAUUGGAAUGCAUCCCAGUCCUACUCAAAGAUAAUGCCCUCUUGUGGUAUAGGAAUAACAAGGCUAACUGGAGAACAUGGAAUGAAUUUGCGGACCAACUUAAGAAAUUCUACUUACCCACGGACAUACAUACAAGAUGGGAAGAAGAAAUAAAACACCGGACCCAAGGAGAAAAGGAGUCAGCCAGAGACUAUAUUACGGUCUUGCAAACAAUGAUGCGACGCUAUGGAAAAAUGAGCGAGUAUAAUCAAAUAGACAGAUUAUACUUCAACCUCCGUCCGGAAUACCAGCGCUAUAUAAGGCGAAGUGAGAUUCACAGCGUAGCAAAUCUUCUUAGUCUAGCCAGUGACUAUGAAAGAAUUGCUAUACUGGAAAAGAAUUAUAAACCGCCACCACCGCAGCCACAGUAUAGUUUAUUACCGCCAAAAGUAUACAAGGAAAAAGAAAAAGAAAAAGAAAAGGAUAAAAAGAAGAAAGAAGAAGUUACUUCGAUUAAUCAACCGUAUGUGCCAGAGGAAGUAUGCUGGAGAUGUGGAGAACGGGGACACAUCAGGCCAAAUUGUACCAACCCAUGGAAAAAGUUCUGUUCACGUUGUGGAAAAGAAGGCGUAUACUCCAGAGAUUGUACUUGUCCCAAGUCGGGAAACUUCAAAGGGGUCGGCAAGGGAACUGCACCUUCGAACCGACCCCCACAGGAACAGACGAGCAGUCAGGAAACAUCGAGACAGAACCAAAGGUCUCAGAAUAAUAAUGGAAUCCAACAAACUUAUUACCAAAAAGAGGAUGGACGGAUUUAUACGGAUGUAUAUAUCAAUCAAUAUGCUGUACCUGCUCUAAUAGAUACAGGGGCAACAAGGUCAUGCAUCAGUGAAGAGUCAUGGAAUCAAAUUAAAAACAUGGGAAUAAAAUUGGAUUCUCAGAAUCAAGACCAAGUAGCGACACAAGCAGAUGGAAGUCGACUACCAAUAAUUGGACAUGUCAAAGUUCGAGUUCGAAUUCUGGGAGAAUUAAAAAGAAUGUCGUUUCAGCGUCAUGCCAACAAUAGCCAAACCGAUGAUUAUAGGAAUAGACAUACUCAAGGACUUGAAGGUUAA